Molecule: messenger RNA, 501 nt
Organism: Gongylonema pulchrum
Lineage: Eukaryota; Metazoa; Nematoda; Chromadorea; Rhabditida; Gongylonematidae
Source: the annotation of a GenBank genome assembly
AUCGAUGGGCGCUAAAAUAGUGAUCGCAGUUGAUGUUGGUUCAGCUGCUGAAACAAAUCUGUAUAAUUAUGGUGAUUCAUUGAGUGGGUUUUGGGUGUUAUUAAGGAAGCUCAAUCCUUUUGCGGAAUCCGUCAAAGUUUUAAAUAUGGAGGAAAUACAGAGUCGUUUAGCAUAUGUUUCUUGUGUGCAGCAGCUUCAACUGGUAAAAAACGCCGGUUAUUGUCAGUAUGUUCGACCACCUAUCGAGGAAUUCAAGACUUUAGACUUCGUGAAAUUUGAUUCUAUACGUGAUGUAGGCUAUAAACAUGGACUGGAUGUGUUCCGUGAACUCGUGAAGACAAAUGAAGACCUGAAGAGUGUUAUUGACGCAGAGAAGUUACGUUCAUUAAAACGGCGUUACUGGCGCCGAGAACCUGCAAAGUUGUCGUUCUACGACCAUACCCGCGCCUCAUCAUUCACUAAUCUUGCUGCCCAGGUAAUAGAGUUCUAUGGUAUUUGAAA